AUGGAAGAGUGGAUAACAAAUAAUGUAGCUAAAUUUCGUGCAUUUAUAGCUGCAGCUGUUGCUAAUACUAUAGGUGAUGGAUCAAAUACUUAUCUUCUACUUGGACCAAUUGGUACAGGUGCAUUUGGAAAUGAUGUCACUCAUAUUGGUUAUGUCUUUCGUGAUGUACUCAGAUCAGAGAUGAUGGGUUCUGAUGGUCCUAUACGUAAUGCUUUUGAAAAUAUUUGGUUUGUAUCAACUGAUAAAUGGAAAAAUGAACUCUUUGAAAAGAUCUUAAAUGAAGAGACUAUGGUUGAAACUGAAUAG
Molecule: messenger RNA, 306 nt
Organism: Adineta steineri
Lineage: Eukaryota; Metazoa; Rotifera; Eurotatoria; Adinetida; Adinetidae
Source: the annotation of a GenBank genome assembly